UCCCCCGCUGCGGGCCGGCCCGCGGAGCCGUCGUCUCACCGUGUGAGCGCUGCGGUCAAGUGAGUGGAAUUCCUAUCACUGUUAAGGUACAGACUGCAUUUAUCAGAAAUCCGUUUGAUGGCUUCAUCGUGCUUCUUCCAAAGCUGAUAUACAACAUUGCAGUGCAGAGAGUGGAUUUGUUUACUGCAGACCGGGAACUGUAGCAAAAUGGAGAGAUCCAGAUGCAGUUCAAAACCUCUGAAGAUGUAUGAAAUCCGAAAGCCACCUAGGCAUCAAAUGCAUGCAACUGGGCAAUGUAUUCCUCACCAGUCUGCCAGGCAUCACUUUCAGGACAGAGGUCAACCUGGGUAUACCUGGCAGCAAAGAAGAUAUCUAGCAAGGAAAUUCUUCUAUCUGUGGGCAAAAAAGACAUUUGGACAAGUUCUCCCUUCCAAAGCCAGAUGCUUUUAUGACCAAAAGAUUCUUCAAAAAACUUUUGGAGAGUGGAAGGAGUGGUGGACCAUUUGCAGAGAAAGGAAGCUCAGCCUCAGAGCAGACAACUAUUACAGACAGUUACUCUAUAAUUUGAUAUUCAAGGCUUGGAGAGCCUAUGUAUGCCAGCAGCAAGGAAAGAGGAACAAAUACUAUGUUGCAGAGUUUCAUGCAAAGAAGCAAAUAUUGCUCAGGACAUGGCAGCACUGGCUGGUUUAUGUUGAUGUUAAAAGGACAAAACAUGGGAUGCAGUCUGUGGCACUGGCAUUUAGGGAAAGAAGUAACUUGCGCAUAUGGUGGUCAGUGUGGAAAAGGCGACACUACGAGAACUCCACUGGACAUAAAAUGAAUAUUUUGGCUUUGCACCACUGGGCCCAGAGCCUCCAAUUUCGAGCAUGGUUUCAGUGGCGAGAGCUGUAUUUGUACAGCCAGAGUGACAAGCAGAAGGAGACUAAGGCAGUAACUCACCAUCAGCGCUGGGAAUUGAAGAGAUGCAUGGAAGUGUGGCGGGGAUACUUAAACCUCCACAGAGCAAAGCAACUUCAGAACGAGCUGGCCCAAGAGCAUCACCGGAGCAGGAUAGUCCGGCAGUGUUUCUCAAACUGGUGGCAGUCGUGGGAGUGCAGGAGGAGAAUGCGUGCUCACCAAAAAGACAUUGAAAAACUCGCAGCAAGGAUUGCCUUAUGGAGAGUCUUUGCUCACUGGAAGCAUUAUGUUGUACUGUGUGUGGAAGAGACUCGACAGUGUGAACUGGCUGACAAACACUACAAGCGUCAUCUGUUGAAACUUGGGUUUAAGGGUCUGCAGCAGAAUGUCACAAACACUCGUCUUCAGCGAGUAAGAAAAAAUCUGUCAUAUCGUCAGCAUCAAGUUACAGUGCUGCAGAAAUUUUGGAACCGUUGGAAAUCCCAUUUGGAAGAGAAGGAAGAAGAACAGCAGCAGGCCUUAACAUCACUGGCUCAGGCCCAUUACAGGAGGGUGUUGAUGAGACAGAUAUUUGACACAUGGUUGCUGAACACGUGUAAGCAGCAAGAAUAUCGAAUGGGAGAGGAGAGGGCUGUACUUCAUUUUGAAAGACAGCUAUUGCGUUCUUUCUGGCGCUUCUGGCGUAGAAGAGCAGUUGCUCGCUUGGAGGAGCAGGAGGGCUUGGUUCGUGCAACAGAUCACUACAGUAACCUGCUGCUGUUAAAGGCUUUCUGUCUGUGGAAGCGAAAUACUUGGGAGAGAAAAACAGAGAGGCUCAAGGAGGUGCAAGCUUUAACAUUGCACCAUUCCAAGUGUCUGCAGCAGUCCUGGAACAAGUGGAAGGAGUAUGUGAGACACCAGCGUGAAAAAUGGAGGAAGUUGGUACAAGCAGACCUGCACUAUCAGCACACAUUGCUGGGCAAGACCUUGACAACCUGGAAGAGUUACCAACAUAACGUGCAGUGCAUUCUCUACCAAGUAGCUGAAAAGGAGAAGCAUCACACUAGACUACUGCUGCGACAACUUCUGUGUACGUGGAGAGAAAAUGCCCUUGCUGUUAUACGUGAGGCCAAGGCAACCGCUCGUGCAGAUGAGCACUACAGGAGAACCCUCUUGUCAAAGGUGUUGCUACAGUGGAAAUACACCGCCUUGCUACAAGUAUUUCACCGUCAGCAGAAGGCGACAGCUGUGAUGGAGGCCAGAAAACACUUGGAUAUAAUGCGUUUACAGACCCUGUUUCUCCACUGGAAGGAAUUAACUAGGGAGUCUCUGCUACUGAGGGCUCAGCAGCACAGGGCAGAGCAGCACCACCAGCAGCACCUGCUCCAGAAGUACCUGGUGAAAUGGAAGAAAUAUCAUCAGCAGUGCCUUGAGAAAAUGCUACUACAAAGACAGGGAGAUCAGCUCAUGACUCAUAGACUUUGCUUUUCCUCCUUCUCUUGCUGGAAGACACAGCUGUUACAACAGCAACAGGAAAAACGGAAGAUAGUGCAAGCAUUGUGGCACUGGUCGCUUUCACUGCAGAGAAAGGUGUUUGAUGUUUGGCUCAGAUUUGCCAAGGGACAAAAGGAGGAGAAAGAUCGCAUUGAAAAAGCCACAAGAGUUUACCACAGCACUCCAUUGAAAGAAGUUGCAAGCCAGGCCUUGAGAUACACCCCUGGGAUGAAACAGUUGCAGGGACAGCUCCAAGCCCAGCACCAGCUGAAGGCAGCCUACAGCCUUCAGCAGUCAGUGUAUCGUUGUGCCAUGCUAUGGAAACAGAAGGCUCUCUCCAAGAAAUUAAAUAAGUCUUGUUCUUUUCUGCUGCCUCUGAAGAAACAAGUGACAUUUCAAAUGCAUGAUGUUAGUCCUGACACAAGAAGACAUUUGGCAGAGGAAGAGCCAUGGCCUUCAAAAUGCAGUCAUCUACCGUUUCACCUUGCUGGUGGGGACUUGGUUCUUGGUGAUCUAUCAGAGGCUCCCUUUCAGCAAAUAUCUGUGAACAAAUGUUCUGCACAGACUGGGAACUUCAUGCCAACACCUCAAAUGGAAGGCAGUACCUGUAAAUGUCUGUCUCAAAUGGGCAAUACUGCCUAUUCCUGUCCACCUCUCACACAUGCUGCUCUCCUGUCUGUACCACUGUGGACAUGUGAUGUGCACCGUGCUGUUCAGAGACCAGAGCUAUGGUCAUCUUUCAAGCCCCAAAUGAAAGCUGGAGCAGAAAUGAGAGGAGGUCAGGCUGUCAGCGGUCACAAAGGAGCCUGUUCCCAGGACUCUCAACAGGAUCCCAUGGAGAAGUUGUGGCCAAACUUGCAGCCACAUUUGCCGUCACCUCAAGACUUGGUGGGAAAACAGAGUCACCAAACUGCAGGGCAAGAAAGGGAGUGCAGUUCCAGAGAAGAAAUGGUGUUACAGAGGAAGCUGGAAGUUGAACUCCAACACAUCCAACAACAGAUGCAGUACUACUUAAGCAGGAAGCAAGAACUAAAGUCCUGUCAGCAGCAGGCACAGAUUCUACAGAAGUGGCUGGAAACAAGCCCACAGCCAGAGGACCAAGGUGGUGUACGGGGAGUUCAGGAAGAAUUGCAUCAGUUGCAGGUGAGGAUCAACACUCUCACCAAAGCAAAACUAAAAGAGAGACAGCACGUGCAGAACCUGGUAGCUCGCCUGCAUGAGAUCCAGAUUGCUCUGGAUAUGUAAUGCCUCUGAACUAAUUUUCCAGCUCUGAGGCUGACAGUAACCUUCACAUACCAUGGAUGAGGCUGAGCAGGAAGAAAUUAAAGCUUAAAGGUGCUUCGGCUGUGUCUGGAUGCCCUAAACCUCCAUGGAAAAGUGUGAAAAGAUUGAUUUGUCUUCUCUGUCAUCCACUGGAGCAAUGCUGCUUGCUACUGUUACUAUGGCAUUAGUCAAAAGACUAUUCUUAGCUUUAGCCUUUUGGGCUUGAUAUUUGCCUUUAGGCUCUUCAGACUCUCUAUAUAAAAACAUGCACGUUUCUAUAACGUGUGGUAAUACACUACUGCACCCUGUACCAGUAAACUCGCUCAUGCUAAGAAGUUUAACAAGCCAGGUGGCUGGGAGCCACUUCAAGCUUUCAAAACUCUUCCCUCUGUAAAGUGAGGAAAUGCUGACUCUCAGAGCCAAAUGAAUUUUCUCCUGCUUGUCACCCCACCAUCCACCAUCAUCUGGGUCAGGGCUGGGCUACAUCUCAUCAGAGGUGGUUUAUCAUCCCUUCUUUCCUGAGGACAAGCUAAGCAGCUAGGACUUGGCCAACUGGACUGUACAACAAAAUGAAAUUCUAUUUCCUGUGGUGCAGACAAAGAAGAGAAGUUGUUCUUUAGGAAAUCUGAGAUAGUAAAAGCCUACCCUCUCCUGCAACGAGCAGAGAAAAAACACCCACAGCUCAAGCAUGGAAUGAAUUCUUUCAGAGAGCAGGUUUCAUAAGCAUGUCCAUUCCAAGAAGCUCUGGACAGCACUGUCAGUUCUAAAUGUUCUGAGUGCCUGGACUUUGAUCAGUUUAUUCUCUAAAAAUGACACAUUGCUUUAAAACUCAAUUCCUCCUCUUCGCUGGGGCACCCGUUUCUGUCAGUGCUGUGUAGUGCCAGAUGCAACAGCUCCAAGGUGUUAGAUUUUAACACUUCUACACAGGAACUUACAAAGAGGCUCUAAAGUUUUGCUGUAGGAUGAAGCUUCAACAUACAGCUUUCAGCCCCCAGCACAUGCCUAGUGGGAGGACACAAGUCAGAGCUAGUGUCCAUUAUAGGAGGGCCAGGUUGGCACCUGGGAGGCAAGAUGGGAUUGCUUCAAUAAUCUGUAAUACUUUCCUACACAGUCAGUGCAAAGGGUAUUUCACUGUGCAAUAAAAACUGAUCUUGAAGCUCUUCUGUUAACAGAGGAAUUAAAUCUUCAAGAAUUUAAUGAAAAAGGAACAAUGCAGAUCCAUAGCAAAGAAGUAAACCCUUAUUGUUUCUUUUGUCUUAUUACAUCACAUGAGAAAAACAUCCCAUGUCUUUCAAGAGGUGAAAUAACUCUCUUAUACAAACAACAUCUUUAAGGCCUGGAACAGCAAAAUAAAAUCAUUGAUUAGGAACAGGACACAGAGGGUUUGUUUUGUUGAUUUUUUAAAAGAAAAUCCCAAGACAUGGAAUGUAGACACAGUGUUUUCAGGCUUAAAAUACAGUGCAAAGUCCAUUUUUCAAGGGACAAUGUCAGGGGAAAGAAUUAAAAGUAGUCUGACAGUAGAAAACCUUGAUGAGUGUAAUUUAUUGUGCUGAUGCUGGCUCCUGUACAUUUUGCUUAGUUGGGGCUGUGAAGCCAUCCUGGCCAAUUCAACUGUUUGGCACUCCAUGCAUUCACAGGCUGCCUUUAUGUAAGAACUUCAGCAGAGUAUCUUAGAAUAAAAUAAAUACAAGAACACAUUCUUUACUCGAAGUCUGAAAAACAGAUAGUGUAGAAAUAAGGGACAUGGUCUGACUGAGCCUGUCACUGUCCCUUUACAUAUAGCUUCUCUGCUUCCUCCCUGCCCCAUUGCCCCUUUCCAGCCUAGGAAGGCUUAAAAGGGACUUAGAGACUCUAAGAACAUAAUUAUUUCAUUAUUUAAUUACCCUGUGGCACUUCAGGAGAGAGCAUGAGAGACUACAGGCACAGGGUGGGACAACAACCUUCAUCGUCAACAUCUUUAAAGGCAGCUGUACCUGAUACAUACAUGGUCAUUGAAUUCUCUUUCUGCAGUCAGCACCAUGUAGACCAAUUACUCUCAAGUUUAACGUAGCAAUGACAUCUUCUGUUUUCCUCACCCAGGUCCUGCUGAGUGACACAUAAUUGUUAAGGGAAACACUCAGUGGUGUGAUGACAGUCCCUUUGUGUAGAACACCACCUUGCUGAGACACUUUCUAUAGGGAGCCCAGUGCUUCUCCAAAGUGGAUUUUCUGUCCAGGUUUGAGGUGGAAUUUGAAGUCCUUGGGUGCCUCAAAGAUCAGUACAAUUGUAGAGCCUAAGUUAAAUUCCCCUAAAUGUUCCCCUUUCCUCAUGGGGAUUCCCUCCUUGUUGUUGUUGGAUAUGAAGCUGAAGUCAUUGUAGGAACCUUUAGAGUAACUUGGACUGUUGGUGUGCAAGUCCUGUACAGAGAAGGAAGAAACUGUUAGUUGAAGAUUUCAGUACUCUCUGUUCAUUGGCACAGCUGUAGACUGUUCCAGGCAUUUCAAUGCAGGAACUUACAAUUCAAAAGUGCAACAGGAAUAUUUUUUUUAAAAUAGUUUAUACUGGAGAUGACUCCCUUGAAAUCAGAGUCUUACAUCAUCAGUGGUGGGAAACACCUUCAUUUCAGGGUAAAGAGAUUUAAAUUUUUCCGUAUUUUUCUUGAAUGAUACUGUACCAACCUCAACCAUCAAAACCAGAAAGCUGCCUACUAUGGUCUUGCUCACCUGGUCAAAGUAGAUGCGGAUCGAGCCCACGUUUGUUGCUCCUACAGCUGUUAAGGAGAAGAAGCCAUGUUUCCAGUCACCUGUCAGGACAACUCGUUCAUUGUGGCAGAAGAGUUCCUUGAUCCAGCGGGCAACUCCAGGGUUCACAGACAUCAGAGAGCCUGCAGCAGUGAGAAAAUAUUCAGGUUCAGUUGUCUGGACUGUAGCAGAAUUGUAAUGCCACCCAAAUGGUAUUUUCAGUGUAACUGCAGCUGAUCCAUUAAAAAGCUCUGCCACUUCUUUGAAGAGAAGCACAUGCUAGACACUGGAUGAAAGACAAGGGUGUAGUAAAAACAAAGGGGUCAUAGAAAGAUGAAGUCUUCAUCUUUAGUCUGGAAAGAUCACUGCUCUUGGGCAGGGCUCCUAUUGGCAUUUUCCCCUAACAUAAUCACAGGCAAAAACCAAAGGCUUCAUUGUAAGGCCUGAAUGCAGUCUGGAGCAC
Messenger RNA from Colius striatus (speckled mousebird), 6816 nucleotides. It is a transcript of the gene SFI1, whose product is annotated as SFI1 centrin binding protein. The transcript has 31 exons. The coding region runs from base 208 to 3615 and encodes 1135 amino acids. Gene Ontology annotation, molecular function: phosphatase binding. The record is from RefSeq and is a predicted model, not a curated record. NCBI's taxonomy places the organism in Eukaryota, Metazoa, Chordata, Aves, Coliiformes, Coliidae.